Molecule: messenger RNA, 2475 nt
Organism: Williopsis jadinii
Lineage: Eukaryota; Fungi; Ascomycota; Saccharomycetes; Phaffomycetales; Wickerhamomycetaceae
Gene: BGL2
Product: beta-glucosidase H
Exons: 1
Coding region: 1-2475 (824 amino acids)
Biological process (GO): glucan catabolic process
Molecular function (GO): beta-glucosidase activity
Source: RefSeq, a predicted model, not a curated record
AUGUGUUUUGAUGUUGAAGAGGUAUUGGGCCAAUUAACCAUCCAGGAAAAGAUAUCGUUGGUUUCAGGCGUGGACUAUUGGCAUACUGCUCCAGUGCACAGGCUUAAUGUCCCCUCUAUUAGAACGUCAGAUGGUCCUAACGGUAUAAGGGGCCAGCACCAUUUCAACAGUACGCCAACGGCUGCGAUUCCAGUGGGAACAGCAUUAGGCGCAACUUGGAAUAAGGAGCUACUGUACAAAGCUGGUCAGUUGUUAGAGAAAGAGGCGAGGGCGAAGGGUGCUGGUGUCGUUUUAGGGCCUACUGUUAACAUUCAGAGGAUUCCUAAUGGUGGCCGUGGGUUUGAAUCCUUCUCUGAAGACCCAUUAUUGAGUGGUGAAUUGGCAGCUUCUUACAUUAAGGGCAUCCAGUAUGACGGUGUGGCUGCCUGUAUCAAGCACUUUGUUGGCAACGAUCAAGAGAACGAACGCUUCUCUUCCAAUUCCAUCAUCUCUGACCGUGCCUUGCGAGAGAUAUAUCUCAAGCCAUUUGAAAUUGCCAUUGAGAAAGCAAAGCCUUUAGCACUGAUGACUUCGUACAAUAAGGUCAAUGGAGUCCACGCAAGUGAAAACAAGAUACUGUACAGUAUCUUGAGGGAAGAAUGGGGCUGGGACGGUACAGUUAUGUCAGAUUGGACUGGCACAUACUCUACUGCUGAAGCCAUCAAUGCAGGACUCGACCUCGAGAUGCCAGGACCAGCCAAAUUCAGAGGCGUGUUGCUUCAACAUGCUCUUUUAGCAAAGACCGUGUCUCUCAGAGCCCUGGAUGAACGUGUAAAGAAUGUGCUGAGGCUUGUUCACAGAGUCCAGGCUUCGCAAAUUCCAGAAAGAGCCCCAGAGACAGAGAGAAACCUGCCAGAGGAUCGUAAGCUCCUGAAGGAGCUUGCAUCUGAAGGCAUUGUCCUGUUGAAGAACGAGGAUAAUGUGUUACCAUUAAAUAGGCAGAAGAAGGUACUGGUUGUAGGGCCAAACGCUCCCUAUGCCAUCUACUCAGGUGGUGGCUCUGCGUUGUCAACACCAUACUACUAUGUCUCUCCCUUAGAGGCUAUUACCAGCAUUGUUGGUGAUGAAAAGGUGGUGUACGACUUUGGUGCUUAUAACCACAAGUACUUACCAAGUCUUGCACAAGAGCUCUUCAAUGGAGAGAGUAAUGGAACCCUGAUCGAGCUGUUCAAUGAGCCACCCUCGGUACCUGGCAGAACACCGUUUGAUACCAUCCAGUUCAAGAACAUCAACUACUUCAGGAUGAAUGAUUAUACACAUCCUGGCCUAAAGUCGCUGAGAUUCUAUGCUACCUUAACUUCCACCUUUAUUCCACAACAUGACGGUGAGUACACCUUUGGAAUAGCAGUAGAUGGUACUGCCAACCUCUACAUUGAUAAUGAGCUGGUGAUUGACAACUCCACAAACCAGAAGCUCGGUGAAUCGUUCUAUGGCUCAGGAACAGUGGAAGUUUACGGGAAGUACCAGGUGAAGAAAGGCAAGUCCUACGCCUUGAGAAUCGAGUUUGGAUCAUCAGCAACCAGCAAUGUCUCCGGCAACAGGACCUUCAGCGGUGGUGGUGGCUUGAGAUUUGGUGGGCUGAAGAUAGUUCCCAAUCCAAUAGAAACCGUGUUGCAGAAAGCAAAGGACUAUGAGCAGAUUCUCGUUGUCACAGGACUCAAUCAUGACCAUGAAUCUGAAGGCUCUGAUAGAGACGAUCUGAAGAUACCAGGUGAAAGCAACAAGCUGAUUGAAGCGUUGCUAGAGGCUAAUGCUGAUACAGUUGUUGUUAUACAAUCAGGAACUCCUGUGGAAAUGCCGUGGGCCAGUAGGGUGAAGGCAUUGGUUCAUCAAUCCUAUGGUGGAAUGGAAGGCAGCAACGCACUGGCUGAUGUGCUGUUUGGCAACAGCAGCCCUUCUGGCAAGCUCCCGAUAACGUUUCCCAGACGGCUCGAAGAUACACCAUCGUAUAUAAACAACACUACUCAAAACGGCAGAGUUCUUUAUGGUGAAGAUAUCUACGUGGGAUACCGGUACUUUGACAAGGUGAGCAGAGACGUUCUCUUCGCUUUCGGCCAUGGCCUGUCGUACACCUCCUUUGAGCUCACUGGCCUGGUUGUGAACGUGAAUGGUGAUCUGCUGGAAGCUUCUCUAACAGCCAGGAACACUGGCCAACUUCAAGGCUCUGUUGUCGUUCAACUAUACAUCGGUAAAGCAGAUUCAAAGGGAAGACCGGUGAAAGAGCUCAAAGCGUUCGAGAAACGAUCUUUGAAGAGCGGACAUGAACAAUUGAUAACGUUCUCUGUUCCUUUGAAGACAUCAACUUCAUAUUUUGAUGAAGAAGUGCAGAAAUGGCUCUCCAGUGCUGGUGAAUACAACGUCAUCGUUGGCCAGUCAAGUGACGAUGUCAAGAGUGUAACACAGGCCUUCACUUUACACCAGUCAAUUGUAUAUUAG